AAAUAAAUGUGAGAGGGCGAAGCUUCGAGUUCAGCAGGAGGAAGCUGGAAGGACAAAGCAAAGAUCACUUCUGCUGGGGCUGAAAGAGGAAGACUUCAGCAGGUUUCACACACACACACACACACACACAGUUUCCCUUUUAUCAGCAGGGUUUUAGUGUGUGAUGUUGAGCUGCAGCAUCAGUCUCGCCGCCGCUGCUCCCACGCUGCAUCACCAACAUCAGCCCUACUUCCAGCAAAACAAGAUGAACAUCUCCAAUGACUCCACUGCUCCUCCCUAUGAAUAUGAUGAAAAUUACCCUGAUUAUGAACCGUGUUCUUUCAGUAACAACAACAGUUUGAACGUUGUGGUUGGUCCUUACAUUCACUCCAUCAUCUGCAUCCUGGGCUUGGUGGGGAACAGCCUGGUCAUCCUCACCUAUGCCCUCUACAAGAGAACCAAAUCCAUGACUGACGUCUACCUGCUCAAUGUGGCCAUCGCUGACCUGCUGUUCGUGCUGGCUCUACCUUUCAUCGUCUACAACGAGCUGUACUCUUGGCCGAUGGGGCAGGUGGCCUGUAAGCUGCUGCGUGGUUCCUACAGCGUCAACCUGUACAGCGGCAUGCUAAUGUUAGCCUGCAUCAGCACCGACCGCUACAUCGCCAUCGUCCAGGCUCGCCGAAGCUUCAGGUUACGUUCGGUGUCAAACAGUCGCAUUAUCUGUUUCCUGAUCUGGAUCUUUGCCUUACUGGUGUCUGUUCCCACUUUCCAUUUCCACCAUUGGUACGAACCAUCACAUAAUAACAUCAUCUGGCUCAACAGCAACGAACAGGAAGAGACAACAGAUCCACAGUACGUCUGUGAGUUGAAAUUUGAUGACAGCAACAUUGCUAGCAUAGUGAAGGUUGCUGUUCCCAGCACCCAACUGGCCAUUGGCUUCUUCCUGCCGCUAUUCAUCAUGAUCUUCUGCUACACUUCAGUCAUCAUCACCCUGCAGAAAGCUAAAAACUUCCAGAGACACAAAGCUGUCCGAGUGGUGAUGGUGGUGGUGCUGGUCUUCAUCGUCUGCCACUUGCCUUACAACCUGGCCUUGUUCUAUAAGACAGCCAAUUUGUUCAAACACAUUGAUUGUGACGAGGAGGACUCACUGCGUACGGCGAUGUCUGUGCUGCAGAUGGUCGCCUACCUGCACUGCUGCCUGAACCCGCUGCUGUACGCCUUCAUCGGAGUGAAGUUCAGGAACCACUUCAGGAGGAUCUUCCGUGACCUGUGGUGUUUGGGUAAGAGGUACAUCGACCCGCGCCGUUUCUCCAGGGUCACUUCGGACACCUUCAUGUCCACAAUUCGUCGCUCGGUGGAUAGCUCCAGUGAAAACGGCACGUCUUUUACCAUGUGAUCAGAUUGAGGCCUGCAGGUCUCUAAAAUUCAAACUUGAGUCUUGUUUUUUACGCUAAAGCUAAUUUUAGCCACAAUGUGAUGAAUUUAGACAGAGAAAACAGAACAUGACAAACUCCUUAGGUUUGUUGUGUUGAUUGUUGCUCUGCUGCCGUUAGGAUCUUGGCAUAUUAGGCAUAAUGAUGUCUAAAGGUAAAACUAACCAAAUUUAAUUGGAAAGAAGAAGAAAAGUCCAGAUUUUCUUCUGUCUGCAGGAGUUUGGUUAAAAAGAGAAAAAUGUCCUGACAGCUGAUUCCUGUGUCUGUUUGUGGUUCAGUCUUUGAUGCACCAACUUUGAUUCUCAAUGUUUCUAUUUAGGAUAAAUUUGGACAAGACAAAAAAUUGUUCUGGAUUUUCCAGUGAUUUGAGACGAUGGUUUGUGUCCACCACCCUGUUAAAAGGCAACGUUAAACAUUUUAUGUGACAAAUAUCUGUAGCUUAUUGGAAAACCAAUAAAUUAGAUACAAUCCAUUAUUUUUAUCAUCUUAAACUAAUACUUUGUUCAAACACCUUUAGGUCAAAGUUCAGCGUUUCUGUAGGAGUUUAUCUGCAUCUUGACUUAUCUUUUUUUAAAAGUCAAAUCUUUUUAUCUGUGAGGCCAGCCACUGCAUUUUCUGGAUUACCCCAGAAAUUUAGUUCUAGACUUUGACUAGGACUGCAGUCUGAAACCUUUGCAUCCAUAGAGCCACUUUUAUCCUCAGUUUAUCUAAAUAAACUCAUUAAAAAAGAAAGCAAAUGAUGAUUUAUGAUGAACAUGUCCAGGAAAGGUGUCAUUUAUAAAGAAGCACUAUUAUAUUUCUGUAAUAAGGAUUUACAUAAAAUAUAAACAGAGGAUGUUUCGCUGAUAUUUGUGAAAAGUUAUUUAAAAAGCAGGUAAUUUCCCACUUAAUGAGAAAAUAUGGAUCUAAAAAUAAUAUUUCUGGUACUUUGGUUUCAAUGUAAUUAUUCCUUGGAAAGUUGGAAAAACUCUGAAACCUCCAUUUUAUAAUCUGUAUAUUGUUAUAUUGAACAAUAUUAGUUAUUGAGACGAAGUUAAGAAUCCUUGUGGUUCAUUGCUGCAGAUUCUCAGGUAAAGACAUUCCAGAACUUUAACUUCGUUUUGUUAAUUUCCAAAUACGAUUGGAUUCACUAUGACACAGAACCACCGAGGUAACCCCAGAGCCUGAUGCUGCCACCACCAUGCUCCACUGGGGAGUUGUGACCCAAAAGUCCAGAUUUUCAGAUCAGAACAGAGCACAUCCUUGUAAGGUUUAGGGUUACAGAUUUAGCCUCUAAAACUGUUACAUUUUUCAAACUCUUUGGAAAAUGUUAAUCAAAAUACAAAUUGUAGUUAAAUGUUUUUUACUGACUUGGAGAUUUUUUUCCGUUUUUUUUUUUUGUACAUUUUUUGGACUUGUGUAACCUGAGGAUGUUAAAUAUAGAGACGUUAUUUCUCAGAAGGAAGCAGCUCUAGUUGUUUUUUAUCUCCUUCGAUCUUCCAGCUUUUCUCUGCUCAAACUUAAUCAGCUUUUAAGGAUUAAACUCUGAAACCUUUGCCAGCUUUGAGGCUUUUAUUUUGUUGCUUUGAGCUGAAAGAGUCUUCCUGUCAUACUUUAGGCAACGUUAAUGUGUGUGAAUGUUGUAGCUGAUAUAAAAUCUGUAUUUUGGGGUAUUUUUGUGUCAAAAUAAAUAUUUUUUUUUAACAUAAAGUUGUUUGUUGUGGAUUUCU
Xiphophorus maculatus (southern platyfish) is the source of this 3121-nucleotide messenger RNA. RefSeq names its product C-C chemokine receptor type 6-like (gene ccr6a). Gene Ontology annotation, biological process: immune response; chemotaxis; G protein-coupled receptor signaling pathway. NCBI's taxonomy places the organism in Eukaryota, Metazoa, Chordata, Actinopteri, Cyprinodontiformes, Poeciliidae. Gene Ontology annotation, molecular function: chemokine receptor activity. Bases 164 to 1375 code for a protein of 403 amino acids. Gene Ontology annotation, cellular component: membrane. The record is from RefSeq and is a predicted model, not a curated record. The transcript has 2 exons.